Molecule: messenger RNA, 4251 nt
Organism: Talaromyces amestolkiae
Lineage: Eukaryota; Fungi; Ascomycota; Eurotiomycetes; Eurotiales; Trichocomaceae
Exons: 3
Coding region: 1-4251 (1416 amino acids)
Biological process (GO): regulation of ARF protein signal transduction
Molecular function (GO): guanyl-nucleotide exchange factor activity
Source: RefSeq, a predicted model, not a curated record
AUGCAUCGCAUUCGAGCCAGGCUCGCCUCAUCGGAUGGAAAUGAUAACAAACGGUAUAGCUUGAUAUUUGCUCCUCAUGCGCGUCGCAGCGAACACGUUCCCCGUCCCUCGCCGUCGUCUUCUCAACUAGACCGACGUGUAUCCGACUCCGGUCCUCGCCCCAAUGUGGAAGAUGACACAGUAGUGGAUGGCGAGAAGGUAGAAAGACCAAGUAUAUACGAUCGUGAUAACUCCAACCAUGGGAGUGGUAUAACCGGCUUCUCGGUGGCUAGUACCUCGGAGACUAGUGCAUCCAUGAAAAGAAACAGAUUCAGCAUGUUACGCUUCCGCCAUGCCUCUGAUCCUCAGCUUUCUGUCACAUACUCUCAGAGCGAGAAAGAUGUGCCGCCAAUGCCUCAGAUUCCUCCACCGCCGACAAUAAUAACAACGGCGCCAACUAAUUCCAAUCUGGAAAAAUCCGCACGCAAAAGCCGGCUUCGAAAUCCGCUCUCCAGGAAAUCAUCCCGAGAAGUCGUAAAGAUGGGCAACGCCAGCGGGCCUGGUCUUGCAAAGACGCCGCUUUCACAAACCCUGGGCCACACCCGCCUUAGCCACGAAGAACCCGGUCGUCUUUCUACUUCCACAUACCAAAGCGGAACUACAAACAAUCCGUCAGAGCAAGACAUGCGCUUUUCUGAAUCAUCUCGGUCUGAUCAGGGCUCAAUUGACAGGAAUCCGGUGAAGGGCGAUGCUCCACAUCCUAUCAAAAAACUCCAUAUGCCACGCCUAAUGAAAAGUCGAGCAAACCUCUUCCCUCUUCCGGUCAAACUUCCUCCACCGGGCGCUGGCAAUUCACACAGCGGUCGAACCUCCCCUAUUUCGAAUGGCGGCCACAGUGAAAGGACUUCGAUGGACCCAACUACCCCUGACGGAGCAGACGGCGACCAAAUAUCACCGCUACCCUCUCCUACACAAUCCUCUGUUAAACUAGCCUCACCGAAGCCUUCCAACCAAAAUCCUCUCCUACGCAAGGACUCGACAACGUCUGCCCGCUCUGGACAUUCGGCGUCAUCGGCCAAGGCUCGCUUGGGAAGGCGUGGACGGUCGUCGACCUUGAACUCGUUUAUUGAGGCCUCUCGCAAUGGAGAGGAUCUCAAUAAUUCUUCAUCUAAUCUACCAUCAGGUCGAAACUCAAUUUCUACAAACGGACGAAAGAGCUUCGGGGAUUUGUUUGGUUUGGGCAACAGAUUACGGCAGAACUCAGAGUUUUCAAGCCAGCGGGACGGUCGUAGCAGCCCUCGCGCUCCUGGAACCCCUACUUCGGUAACCAAAAACGGCUCUGCAUCGGCCUCACGGACCGCAGUCAUAGCUCCAGACCGAGAAGAAGAUGAUACUCCUGCAACGUAUCUUACCAAACUUCAAGAGUCCGUCCCGAAAGGAUCAAUUGGCAUAAUAUUGUCCAAAUCCGACGACGAUUUCUAUAAAGUUGCGUUACGGAAGUUUAUGCGAACUUUUGCUUUCUUCGGUGAACCGAUUGAUAUGGCGAUUCGCAAACUGCUGAUGGAAGCGGAACUGCCAAAGGAAACUCAACAGAUUGAUAGAUUUUUGCAAGGGUUUGCGGAUCGUUACUAUGAGUGCAACCCUGGCGUUUUUGCUACCACAGAUCAAACAUACUUCAUAGCGUUUUCCAUUCUGAUCCUACACACGGACGUGUUCAACAAAAACAACAAACGAAAGAUGCAGAAACAGGAUUAUGUAAGGAACUCACGCAUCGAUGGGGUCUCUGAAGAAAUUCUCGAGUGCUUCUACGAAAACAUCGCCUAUACACCUUUCAUUCAUGUCGAAGAUGAGUUAAAUCUCAGUACUCGCCAGAUUCCAAAAAGAAAAGGCCUUCUCAAAGUGGCGAGCUCCGAUCACCUAGCAAGAACGUCAAGCCAGCCUGUUGAUCCGUAUGCGGUUAUACUGGAUGGAAAACUAGACACACUACGCCCCGGCUUAAAAGAGGUGAUGAAUAUCGAUGACCCUUAUAGUUUCCCGGAUUCAGAAGGAUUCAAAGAUAUUGAGCCCUUACAUCAAGCUUUCUUCAGGUCCGCUGUUCUGCAGAUUGUUUCGGCACGAUCUCGACCGGAUGCGUUCAUGACUUCAACCAAUAUGGAAGACAUGGCUGAUUCGCAUCCUGGCUUGGUCGACAUAAAAGUCGUGAAAGUGGGUCUACUAUGGCGUAAAGAUCCGAGAAAGAAGAGGGCUCGCUCCCCGUGGCAAGAAUGGGGUGCCCUUUUGACUUCAUCUCAGCUGUACUUCUUCCGUGAUCUGUAUUGGACAAAAUCUCUCAUGUCGCAGUAUGAGAACCAACGCAAACGCGGAUCUCGGCUGCCGGUGGUGUUUACACCCCCUGUUACCGAUUUCAAGCCGGAUACGAUAAUGUCAACGUCAGAUGCAGUCGGCCUGAUUGAUUCAAGCUAUAAGAAGCACAAACACGCCUUUCUUUUAGUCCGUCACAACGGCUUAGAAGAGGUAUUUCUUGCCAAUUCUGAUGCCGACAUGAACGACUGGUUGGCCAAAUUGAAUUAUGCGGCAACAUUCAGGACAACGGGUGUACCUUUGAAAUCGACCGUCGGGGCACGGUACGAAGGUCAGAAGCAUCAGAAUAUGGCUCSUAUGGAUUCCACUCGUUCGGUGUCAUCACAGUUGCAAAGCGAUGGAACUGCUCCUGAGACCAAAGACUACGUUGACGUGCGCCUUGCCGAGGAGAUGUCUGCCGCACGCGAGCAGUUAAUGUCUCGAAGAAUUGCUGAGCAGGAUGAAAAAUUGACGGGCUACCAGAACCAACUCGACGACCUUCUUAGAAAUGCUAGACACCUUCAGCUGCUAACUCCUGUCAAUACCAGAGCACGAGAAAAUGUCAUCCUGGCCGCUGGUCGCAUAGCUGCCAAACUUCGCUGGGUUCGAUUAGAUAUGUGGCGAACCAGAUGCUACAAUCAUUUUCUUUCAAUGGAUUUGGGUAUAGAUCAAAAGUCGUCUGAUGCACAAAAACGAUCGUCACUCACCACUGUCAAGCCGGUAUCCCCUGGACUGAAUACAUCACUGGCUCGGCUCAAUUCUACUCAUUCUCUACUUACAGCCCCUUCGAUAAGUGAAACGACUUCUGUCGGGCCUGCUUCUCCAAUGCUACCGGAGAGCACAGUCAUAUCGAACGAGUUCCUGUCACCUAUUAUACCGGAUGGUUACCGUCUAAACUCACCCUCUAUCACUUCUGAGCCGUUUGAUGAGAAGCAUGCACCUGUCUCGCCCAUGUCUGAAGCUCCCCCCGGUGGUGGCUCCGGGUCAUUGAAUAGAGAACCAUCAAUUCUGAGCUCAGGGGGUAGAAGCGAAGGACCCGCUUCAAGCAUCCUUAGCUCGACAACGCCAAUGAAUACGACGAAUGUUGACGACAGCGAAGAGCGAGUCCUCCGUGAAGCUGGCCUUCUCGGAGUUGACGGACCAGCAGAUUCGCCUAAUCCGUCUCCCAAGCUUGGAAAUGACGCCGAAAUCUCUGAGAAACAUGUUGAUGAAAAGUCUGACUCUAAUACAGACCAUCGUCUCAGCAGCCACCGCCGUAGCUUGCAGCGAACUCUGAGAGACUCACACCACAAACCAAAUCACCAACGCAGCAAGAAAGGUAGAGACUCUGCCUCCAGUAUCCCUCUUGUGGAUAGUCCUGCUGGCGGUGAAGGCGAGGGAUUGUCCAGGAAAGACGCCAACUUUACUUUGCACGGAAAGAAGGCUUCUGUUAUCACAUUUGGUUCUGAGUGGCAGAACAUUUCUGCAGAGGAGAGGCUGAAGUUGCGCAAACCUGCGGCAUCCGAAGAAGCCAGGGCGUCUGACACCAACCUCAUUCGUGACCCACGUGGAUCGAUCAGUUCUGCAUCGGUGCAUAGCGGUCGACCACAGUCAAUGCGCAGUGCCAGCACGGCGACUGCGCGGAGUUCUCGUUUUGUCGAUAGCAUAUCAGUCAACAACGGCAUUCCGGAGGUUCCGUCAAUGGACGUGCUAUUGAAAGAGGAGGAAGAAGAAGAAGAAAAGCAAAAUCAACAGGAGGCUAUUCCUUCUAAUAACGGCAAAGACGCUGAAUUUGCUGAACCGGCAAAUGCUCCAACGUCGACGACCUCAGCUACCACAGACGAAAUCCCCAGCGAAAACCUUGCCAGCCACGAUAAUGGAGAGUUGGUGGAACCAAUCUCCGGCCAAGAACAACCAAGACUGAACUCUCAUGAGCAAGCUGUUGGCGCAUGA